AAGGAGAAAUAUGGAUCUUCAACUUGAAAUUUCUGUGGAAGAAAAUGAAUUAGAAAAUUGGAGAGAGAGAUGCAACAGAAGAAUCGAAGGCCUAAAAGCAAGAGAGGUUUCAAAUAGUACCGAAGAUCAUCAAAGAUGUUCUGAAAAUAGUACUGGUGUGUUAAUUUUGGAAUCGCAAGAAGCUAUUCAAAAUAAUGGGAACGUGGAUCAGUUCGUUGAUAUGUUGGAGAAUAUCAUAUCUUCUUCUUCUCCUUCUUCAUCAGUUCAUUUGUCUGCUAUAUUCAACCAAGUCUCUCCUUCAGGUGAUUCCUUGCUUCAUGAUGCUGUUUAUUUUGGAAGAGAAGAAAUUGCAGAAUUGAUCAGUCAUCACUUUCCUCAGCUUCUCACCAAGAAAAACGUCCACGGCGAUACUCCACUUCAUGUUGCUGCAAGAUCAAACGAUAGCUCGUUUCUGAUUCAAGUUAUCCUCUCUGAAUAUGAAUCAACGUGUGAUGAAGAAAGGAGUAUAAUAACGAGAAUAACUAAUGAGUAUGGGAAUACAGCUCUUCAUGAAGCAGUAUAUAGCAAUAAUCUUCAAGGGGCUGAUAUACUUUUUGUUGCCGAUAAACAAGUUGCUCAUUUAUUGAAUAAUUCGAAUAUAUCACCAUUAUAUUUGGCAGUUCAGAGUUCAAAUAGGAAUAAAGUUGAUCUUUGGUGGGAUCUAGUUGAUCUUUGGUUGGAUGCACAAGAUCUAUUUCCUGAAAAUAUGACUCUUCCAAGGAUCCAUGGAAUCUCUCCACUUCAUGCUGCCAUAUCUACAAAAAAUGCAGAGUUAUUGAAACUGAUGGUGGAGAAAGAAUCAUAUGGAAAUCUAAUAAACCUAAGAGAUGAACAGGGAGGAACUGCAAUUCAUUUUGCAGCCAAAACAGGUUAUGCUGAAGGCGUUCGUAUACUGUUAGAGAAAUCUAUUUUAACAGCACAAGAAUUUGAUAUGAAGGGUUACCUUCCUAUUCAUCUUGCUUCAAAACAAGGUCACAUUGAGGUGGUGAAGCAAUUCUGUGAAGGAAAAAAGCUUUCUCUGAGAAGUUUGAUUAAUAAGAAAGGUCGAAACAUUCUUCAUGUCGCAGCAAAGCAUGGACAUGAAGGCGUUGUACAAUAUCUUUUAAGAAACACAAAGCAUGAGCAACUCGAUGUGAACCUGAAAGACAGAAAUGGGAACACUCCAUUGCAUUUGGCUGCUGAAAACUUGCAUUAUUCCACUGUAAUGAAUCUCACAUUGGACAAAAGGAUUGAUCUGAAAGUCACGAAUAAUGACGGCUUAACAGCUAGAGAUCUUGUUUUGUUGACAAGAGAAACCAAAAGAGGAGUUGUGCAGGAGAUAACAAACAUGGUGUUGAAGUUAGCUGGUGCCAAAGAAAGCGAUAAAGCCAAAGAUUUACUUAAACGGCGAGAACCAAUAAUGAAACCGGAUGAUGUGACAAAGAAUAAAACGAACACACUAAUGAUAAUGGCGAUACUAAUAGUAGCAGUGACAUUCAUAGCUGGAUUCACAGUACCCGGAGGUGUUUAUAGCUCUGAAGAUCCAAACCCAAAUAAAAGAGGGACAGCAAUUUUGGCUCAAAAACCAAUGUUCAAGAUAUUUGCUCUUUUCAACAUGGUAGCUAUGUACAGUUCCAUAUUUGGAUCUUUCUUUCUCUUGUGGGCACAGAUUGGCAACUUCUUCUUGUCUCCUUCAAGUUCCUUCAUCAGUUCUGCAAUUUUCAUGGUGGGUUUAGCUUUAUUGUCAAUGACUUUCUCAUUCAUGGCUGCUUUCAGUCUAGUUGUGACCCAUGUCUCAUGGAUCUCAUCUCUCACAAUAUUCAUUGGGAUCAGUUCGUUCUGUGGCAUAUUAAUAUUGUCAAAUGCGAGUAGGAGUAUUUUAGUUGUAUGCAUCAUAUCAAGGUAUCGUGACGAGAUUUUUAAGGUUUUCUUGUGUGUUAUAGGCGCUCUUUCAGCUGUUACCUUGCUAGCUAUCGUAGUUUCAGGGCCAAUUAUGUUGCUGUUGUAUCUUCUUAAAGUGGUACACUAAAGUGUUAAAGAUAUCCCUAAUAUUUUAGUUUUGAAGCUUUAUUGAUAUAAGGAUCUUGAUAUGGUGAGCAAUCUGUAAGUACUUUUGUAAAGAUUUUUUUAGUUUGAAAGCAUUUCUUGACCCUAGUAAACUCCAGAACCAAUUCACUUACUGAAGUUUUGUUUUAUCAAAAAAAAAAAAAAAGCUA
Neltuma alba is the source of this 2234-nucleotide messenger RNA. RefSeq names its product protein ACCELERATED CELL DEATH 6-like. Bases 11 to 2047 code for a protein of 678 amino acids. Lineage: Eukaryota; Viridiplantae; Streptophyta; Magnoliopsida; Fabales; Fabaceae. The record is from RefSeq and is a predicted model, not a curated record. Gene Ontology annotation, molecular function: protein binding. Gene Ontology annotation, cellular component: plasma membrane. The transcript has 3 exons.